AUGCUUCUCAUCGUGGAUUUAGCCCACUUCGACGAUCGUUUAGUCAUACCAACAUCCUCACUUUACUAUGAAUCACAGCUUAGACCCUCGGAUGAUUCUUGUGACGUCGUUUAUAGUUCUGGAAAUGCAGAUCAGAAGUUUGUAUAUCAGUCACAGCCAUCUCCCGAUGUCUUCUCGCAAAGUGGUAGCGUAUCUCAGCCAUCAUCUGCUAAUACCACGCCAGCAUCGAGUCUAAGCGUGGGGAGUCAGUAUGUGGCACCUGCGUCAGCACCUGUUGAAAAAUGUACAUGUAAAACCAACACCAAUCGUAUUCCCAGACCUAGAAAUGCAUUUAUAUUGUUCCGUCAAAAGAACCACCAGCUGGUAUUGGAAGAAGGAAGCGUGAUAAGAACCAACCCCGAUGUGUCGAGAGAGUUAGGUAGAAGAUGGAGAUCACUUUCUGUGCCCGAAAAGAACCAUUGGAACAAGUUGGCAGAGGAAGAAAAAGUGGCUCAUGCUAAAAAGUACCCAGGCUACAAAUACACCCCUAGAAGAAAUGGUAAAAAUAAGGGGUGUCCAGCUUGUAGACAGAAGUCAUUGAAGCAACAGCAGGUACAAUUGCACAACCAACAAAUGUAUCAGUUACAACAAGGCCAAUAUCAACAGUACAUGCAAAUGCAACAACAGCAACAGGCUGCAGCCAAUUUACAGACUCCGAUACCGCAAAACAUAGCGUCCAGUAACCCUAAUGGCCAGCCUUUGGUUAAUGUCCCAUUGACGCAGUUCAUAGUACCACCAAACCCUUAUCCGCAACAAAACUUCCAAUUUGCGUUUAACAACGAUAUGAACGUUAUUAACCAACAGCAAUUGCAGCAGCAAUUGCAACAAGAUAAGGCAUCUCCUUUGUCUGUAAUUCCAGGCCAAGUUCCUACUAUCAACCAAGCAAAUUCUGACUUUUUGAAUCCUGUUAAUGCUUCGCAGAUGCAACUAAACUACGAUCAAAAUCCUCAAUCUGCGAGAUUCAACUCAUUACCAACUCCUAUGGGCUCCAAUUACGGAUUUGAGUUCGGUAAUAUGCAUCAACAGUCGUAA
This is a messenger RNA of Debaryomyces hansenii CBS767, 1071 nucleotides long. It is a transcript of the gene RFG1, whose product is annotated as HMG domain-containing transcriptional repressor. Gene Ontology annotation, biological process: cell differentiation; anatomical structure morphogenesis; negative regulation of transcription by RNA polymerase II. The transcript is spliced from 2 exons. The record is from RefSeq and is a predicted model, not a curated record. Lineage: Eukaryota; Fungi; Ascomycota; Pichiomycetes; Serinales; Debaryomycetaceae. The coding region runs from base 1 to 1071 and encodes 356 amino acids. Gene Ontology annotation, molecular function: DNA-binding transcription factor activity, RNA polymerase II-specific; RNA polymerase II cis-regulatory region sequence-specific DNA binding.